This is a messenger RNA of Motacilla alba alba, 8824 nucleotides long. RefSeq lists its product as uncharacterized. The record is from RefSeq and is a predicted model, not a curated record. Lineage: Eukaryota; Metazoa; Chordata; Aves; Passeriformes; Motacillidae. The transcript is spliced from 2 exons. Bases 1462 to 2379 code for a protein of 305 amino acids.
AAGACUUACACUUUGUUAAAUUUGGCUGCCAUUUCUCACCAUUACUGAUAUGUAGCACUACCAUUUCCACCAGUGCAGUAUAAUACAGGGGUAAAUCAACAGUCCAGUUAACAUAAUGAAAGUAAGACUAGAAUCACAUCUAUUCCCAGUCUCUUUUAUCUCUCACAGAAAGAUACACCCGUGCAACAAUAAAGAUGUGUACGAAAGGCAAGGUGCUUAUAGCACAAUUUCCAGGUCCUUGACCUUAAUGAAAGCAUUUGCACUGAAGUUUUGCUGGUGAAAAUCCCCCCUUCUCCUUAGUAUAAAUGGCUGAGAGAUGCAUAAGGAAACAAAGAAUCAAGUGCUAAAAAUUGCUCUGAACUAAUUUUUGUUGGUGUCUUGUUCAGGCACUUGAAAGGUAAAUUCCUUUGUAGUUAUCUAUUUUUGGUAGUAUCAAAAGAGUAAUCUGGCUCUAUCCAUGUUCUCUUUCUGCCUCCAACUCUACUCCCAUCUCACCCCUCCUUCCAUGGGAAAAUUAGUAACAUUCACAUGAAAAAGAUUAAUCAAAAUCUCAAUGAAUCCCAUAGUGUUUUUAUGGACUGUCAUGUCAAGGACUAAUUGAUGGAUGUCUGAUCACAAAGCUUCCUGUGAGGCAGUUGUAGCCAACUGAAGUAAUCACAAUGCGACUACAAUCAAGUGCUUGGAGCAUUUACCUUAAAGCACAGCUAGUGAUAACACUCUCUGAAGGAAUGUAAAAAGAUAAAUCAUCCUACAAUCUAGCCUACAUUACCACUGAAGUGUCUGGUCCUUAGGUUAAUGAUGUGAUCAUCAGCCUCAGACAGAACGAACAGCUUGCACUACAUAUUUACAUACAUGGCUUCUCUUAUUACAAAGCACAUGUUCCCUUUUGCUGGUAAUAUCCUGCAUCAGUGCAGCCUCUCCGGAGUACCUCAAAACCUAUUUCAAACCGCACUAACAACACAACCUCUGUAGAAAGUGUAACAAAAAGUAGCAUUGCCGUGACAGGUGUGGUGGUCUGUGGCUACAAGUAAACACGGUUUCUAGAGAAAGGAUAUACCUUUCAUUUGAUUAACUGAUAAAUCUAGGAAAACCAGGCACACUUUCGCAUACCCAAAUUGCUCCUCAAGUGUGAAGCUACAGCAUCACUCUUCAAAGUGGAGUGCGAGCUGAGAACCAGCUGGGAAUAUUCUAUUCAUUGCACAGAUGAAAUACUACAGCAUCUGAGUGCUUGGCAGAAAUUUUUAAAAAUUACUUUCCUUCUUUUUCAAUGUCUAAUUUUUCAACCUUCCUAUUUCCAGUAAGAGAAUUUUCCCUGCUGACACUUCCCUGAGCCUGCGUUUAAUCCCCAGUCCGGUCCACAUCUUUCCUGCACUGGUUUUCCUGGCAAACUGCCUGCGUUCAAUCUCCAGUAAUCUUCGUGACCCUCCAUCCUAUCUACACUUAUCUGCCCUCCUUUAAAUCAUGUUCCUGCUUUGCUCACAUCUUCCUGGUGCCGUGCUGAACAGAAACGAACGUGGAGCCUUGCACCUUCCUUACAAGGGUUGCCACGAAGUUGAAACGAACACGCAAAACACUGCACAGCUGGACAGAGGGUCGGCGUGCUAUCUGCACGGAGGACGCAUUCAGGGGCUCCUCUGCAUCGCCCCCUUUCACACCCUGCUGCCGCCAGGAGCCGUCAGUUCGCACGGAUCGGGAAUGGGCUCUUCCAAACGGCUCCUGCCUCAGCCCGGCUGGCUAACUGAGGCUGGAGAGCAUCUCUCCCCGCCUUUUUUUUCCUCCACCGGCAGGCCCAGCCCGCCCGCAGCAGCUCGUCCCGGCAGGCAGGCAGGCAGGCGGGCGGGCAGGCACACCCGCACACCCCCGCCGGCUCCGCGGCCGCAGCGUGCCCGUGGUCCCUGGCUCCCGGCCAGGCUGCAGUGCCCUGCUCCGCUGCGGGUCCCUUCCCCCGCCGCACCUCCAGCCCUGGCGCGCAGCCUGCCUGCCUCAGCAUCACGCAGCCGGCUGUGCCCAGACCUCCCCCUCCUCCCCCUCCGCGGGGAAGCCUGCAGAGCUGCUUCAGCCCCCCAGCUCCGCAUGGGCUACGGGGCCUGCGGCGAGGAGAGCGGGGCGGCACCCGGCACGCUGUCCCCGCCUGCGGGGUGCUUGGCGGCUCCCGCUAUUCCCCGACGAGAAGGGAGAAAGGAGGUGCUGAAUCAUCGCCCAGCCAGCUUCCCUGGCUCCGCUCCACAGGUGGCCAAGGCCAGGGCCAGAACACAGCCUGUCUGCCAUGCUGCAAUCCUAUACCUUACGGGCUGGUUCCUCCCGGGACCUUUUGGACCAAAAAGAAACCCCAUGCGCUCUACCACAUCAGGGUGCGUACAGGAGCACAUAACGUUCUGAGUCAGCUCUUGAGGCUGCAGUAGAAGCUCAUUGAUGAUGGUCUCUCACUUCGGGUCUGAAGGUAAAAGUAUAAAUGGAAGGUACAGGUCACUGACUUCGGGGGUCCUUCCUGUUCCUCUUGCCCCCAAAGCAAUGCAGAAAUGCUUUAUCCUGCACACUUGAGCUUUUCAUAUUUCUGUAGUGACAUGCUACGAGUGGCAUGCUGUGCUUAAACAUGGAUUCUGCCCACUGAACAAAAUGAAGUUGCUGGGAAGAGUCAGCAACCGGCUCAUUGGAAGGGAGGCCUGGAAGAAAUCAAGUGGGAGCAUGACCUUGAAGGUUUCCAACAAAGGAAUGACAUUUUAACAACUUUGUGCAUGCUAGAGGAGAAAACAAGGAUGUGACCAAAAUAGAUUCCAUUCUAAAGGCACCAGCUCCACAGGACAAAGACCAAGCUCUCAAGGAUGGACUAAGCUGACACCCAUUCAUGGGCAAAACAUUUCUACUUAUUCCAGAAGCCUUCAGCUUUGUUAAGGAAUGAAACGACAGAGGGUCUUGAAUUUUGAACUCCUUUUGCUCUGAAGAGUAGAGAUCGUGCUUCUGCUUCACUGAUGAAUUUGAAAUGAUUCUCUGAAUGUUAGUAACAUUCUCUUGUUACUACUGCUUGAAAGAUAUGUGAAAUUUGGUAUAUUGCAUUCCUUUCCUUCAUCAGGCAUCAGUUCAUGGUUUCAUCAGGAAAGCAGCCCUGCGCAGCUGCAUAGAGUUCACUGCCUUGAAGAAUACAAUAUGACUAAAAAUUCAAGUGGACUGAAAAGAAUUAUAUUGUUUUGGCCUGCAUUGCUGAGUAUGUGCUAGUAACACUACACAGCACAGGUGUGAGCAGACAAUACACUUCCAUUUCUAAACUAGCCUGCUUAAGAAGUGCUAGUAUUAUCCCAACAGUGACUAUUAGGGUUAGACAUGGGCUAAUUAAAAACCUGUGCAGCUGGGUCUCGUCAGCAUUAAUAAUUACUUGCAUCUCUUUCCACCACCUUUCACUCCCUCCUCCAUCUUCUUUCCUCCUCUAACAAAAAAAAAAAAAAAGUAAUCUCUGUGCAUGUAUGUAAUUACAGGAAACAUUAUGCAUUAUUAAUGUGGCUGCAGCAGACAGAAAGUUCACAUUUACUGCUUACCAGUGUAGAGGUAAGUUGUAGCUACUGGCAACAGUCAGCUUGCCCGUGCAUUAGAUAAUGAGACAGUUUCCAAGAGUUCCAACUGAAAAGGCUAAAUAAUACCAGCUAUUUGGAAAAGCACAGAAGUUGGAAGGUAUGAUGCAUCUGAAUUUACCAUUGAGAUGGACAACAAAGGGCAACCUGUAAGAAUUAUUCCAGGAAAAAUUAAGUUGCAACAAUUAGGUUGUGCAUUUUCUUUCAUCCAUGAAUGGGAUUAUGUUCAAAAGCAAUUACAUGAGCUGGAAGUCUACAGAGGCUGGGCAAAGAUGAAACAGGUACAGAUAGUACCCCAUGAGAGGAAGCACCCCAAAUAAAGACCUUUGUGAUGCCUUUUUCCUACCAAAACAACAGUGUUCACAGUGAGCUGGAAAAAGUAUGCAUGUGAUCUCAAGGAAUAUCAGACGGGUCAGGCCAGAAGUGCUCAUUUCCUGGCACACCAAACAGUGACCUAUGAUUACAGACAUGUAUCUGUCAAACUGGUAUCUGUACAUUAAUGCUGAAGAAAUGCCUUUCAGAUUUCAUUUUCUGUUGCUCUGUACAACAUAUUAUGGUCUACAGAACAUGGAUACAGAGCCAGAACUCCUGAAAUGAAGGCUUAGAACAGCAGAAACAUACUGUGUGACUUGAACAAGCAAUAAAGUUACAGAUUAGAUACACGGAUUAAAGUCACAGACACUAAUUCAGACCUGCUUCCCCAGUGGGAUGCCUUUGCGCAGUUUCAACCUGAGUCACAACGCCUUUUUCCCCUCCUCAAGGAGUUCCUUUCUCUGUAUAAAAAUUGUAACUGCUCUUGAUAAAGUGCCUAAAAUGUAAAAACUAUAAAAAGCAGCAAGGAGCUGUCCUAAAGCUGAAGAGUCAGAAGCUUCUCCUACAGACUGCUUAUGUAUCUCACCAAUUUAAGAGAUCUGUCAAAAAACUGAAGCAGACCCCCUGCCCAAUAUGUCAGAGGAGAGGUCUCUGGUCUGCAUUCAGAACCAAAGGGCUCGCUAGCAUGAAAUUUGGCACACAUGCAAUGUUAAAGCUUUGUUAUCCCAGGUCACUUGCAUGUUACUGAACAAGCACUGCAAAGGAUUGUCAUGACACCUACCAUUUGGGUUGCAGUCCCUCGCUUAACCCUGCUAACUGCCAGAACCUCCCUAGUGGCUUCAGGCCAAAUAUUUAUUCUUCCUACAAUGGGAACAGUUGGGCAUAAUGGAGAUUAGGGUGAAAAAGUCUUGCCUUUGUAGAUGACUUUCUCUGGUUUGAGCGACAACAGUUAACUAUGACCUUUUCAGCUACCCACGGCCAUUGACUAUUUCAGUUCUGAAGACAGGCUUUUUAAUACCACUGUGGGGAACAGUGCACAGAUGACAGAAAAAUCUUUUGGUAAUUAUUUGGGCUAAUCCUAUUAGGAAAGAAAGGCUUUCAAUUGCAAAAGCAACAAAAAAACCUUCCAGAGAAGGAGCCCAGCACUUCAAAUUAAAUCAACAUGCCCAUCCAAUCCAGGAUAGCCUGAUUAUUAUUGUACAUAAGAAAGGUUGUGUUAACUGAAAUGAAAAAAUAUUUAACAUUUUAAGAAGUUUAUUUAACUUCCCUGCUUCCCUGUUUGUAUUUUAUUUGCACUUGACUAGACCAUGGUUCUACUUGUACAUUUUGCAAGUAAGACUUUUUACAGAAUGACACAAUUUUAUAAGGAUUUUGCUUAGGCUCCAAAUUUAUGCUAUGAGAGAGGAUGCAAUUCAUGUUCCUAAAAUUUUCUCUUAUUUUAAUGCUGUGGUACCAUGACAGUGGUAGAAUUAACUCUUUCACGUGCUCAUCAGAAAUUCAGCUAGAGUGUUUAAAAUGACAGUAACUUGAUUUACUGAGCAAUAAGAGGAAUUAUUCUUCUGUGGCCACCAGCCAAACAAGCAAUCUUUUAAUAAGGCAUGUGCAGUCACUGCAUUUCCUUUAUGAGGGAGGGAGGAAAAAAAGGAAGCCAGUCCAAAAAAACAAAAGUUAUACUCAGGCACUUAAAAUGGACCUAACUUGGUAAACAGGCAGAUCUAACCAUGAACCAUGUGACCUUGGGCAUUUUCGUUUGCUUUCUCACACCUGCAACUGUAUGUGUCUCUCCUGCAUUCCUUACCCUAGAGGUUCCUGGAUGAACCAGGAUCUUGCUCAGAUCCUUUUGCGAUCACAGACUUCACCCAACGUGUUAAUAGAAGCUUUUGGUUGUAUUUUAAAAUAACCUGUCAUGGCUACCCUCUUCUCUCCCUUGGGAGUCUUCUUUCUCUCCUGAGAUCACACUUCCAACACUGGCACGAUAGACAGUUUCAGCAAGAACUUUCAUGCUCCUCUUGCUGAAGGAAGUCUCCAAUAUUUUUGCAGGAAAUAAUGAUACAUUUUUUGCAUUAGAGAUGUGAAUGUCACUGAAGCUUUUUUUGAAGACUUAAUGAACAGAGAAGACACAUGGUGAACACACUCACAGAAAAAUAGUAGUGUAUUUGCAUUCAGAUGAUCAUAGUUUAAUGCUUUUUUUUUUUUUUCUUUUUUCCUUCCUUACAACUUCGUGGAAGCUCCUCAAAGGCAGGAUCUAGGAGAUGGACAGAAGUAGAGACAACUUCCCAUGCUCCAUCUUAGUCAUCAUCAGCAUGCUGGCUGUCUGCCUGGCUUCCUACUCAGCACAUGAUCAUGGAACAGCCUUUGGCAACUGUUUGGACUAAUACUUGCAAGAAAUAAUUUUCGUUUUAAAGCAUCAAAAGUCUUCCAGGGCAUCCAUUGGGAUUUCUGCACAUGCGUUUCAGAAUUCAUGGGCUGGUCCCUCAGGAGCCAACUGCUGGUCUGGGAUUCCCAACCUACAUUCAUACUAGUCCUAAGGCGUGUGCUUAAGGCCGUUCAGGAAAUUUUUCCUCUGACCAGUGUCUUGUUAAUAUCCAAUUGCUAGACAGCAUUUUUUGAGAAUAAGAGUAUGUCAUUGUGACUGUUGUCCCUAUGAUAUGUUUUUGCAUUUGCAGAUGUUCAACCUCCCUCAAGUUAGAAAAAAUAUAAGCAGGAUUGCAGAUCUGUUAAAGACUAGGAAAGAAACAGUUUGAUGCCUGACCAGCACCACCAGUUGUGUUUACCCUGAGCAUGAGUGAGAAAAUGCAGGAGAAAGAGGCAGAUGCUUUGUGGGACCUCUCUCCAUUUAUUUAGCAAAUAUACAAGUAACUCAAGACUUCUUUACAGCCUCUCACAUAAUGAAAACACAGCAAAAUAUUUUUGUAAGUGGAGGGAAAUAUUUUCAUAAGUGGUGAGAGAAUGUGAGAAUAUUUAAUAAAAUCUAGGGCCAUCUGAAAAGUACAUUGCUGCUGUCAGUAAUUAAUGCAUGAGUUAUAAAACUCAAAUAACUAGUUUUGAGCCGGUCUUCUUUUGUAGAGCUGUCUUUCUAGCCGAGAUCAAACACACUAUUUAGUGGAUCAAUCCCUUUCCCCUUCCCCACAAACAUUCCUAUUGAAACAUCUACAUUUUCUUAUAGUAACAUUAUGCAUUGUGUCUGAAACUGACAUGAUCAUGGAAAUUCCCAAAGGAAUCUCAAGCACAGCUCAUGUUGCUCUUGCUGCACAGGAAAUGCAACCAUUCUUACUCAUCCUUCCUCUAUAAUGAAGAGUCAGAUUCAUUGUCUUGCUGUGCUGAGGAGGAAAUUGCUGCAUAAUCUCCUUUCACAGCUAGACAAUCCCCUCUUUCCAAAGCAGGCUAAGCAUGCAAAUUCUCCAGACAUAUUUGAUGAAUUUCUAAUCACAGUGGGUGAAACAACAGGGCAAAGGUGAGUGUCAGUGACAGAAGCCUUGUGCUAAUGCCCUGCUGAAGACAUUGUUUUCCUUGUAUAUUUACCCACAUAUUAAUUGUGGGUGAUACAUAUUAAUUGUAUCUGCUCUGGGACAACUAAACCAUAAUCAGGUCAAGCUGCGGCCAGCCUUAAGAUUUGUUAGAAGUCUUGAAAAGACUGACAGGGGGAUAUUUCUCAGUACUUCACAAAGUGAAGUGCAAAAAGAAGCCCCCCAAGGCUUCCCAGUUUAUGAUAUUACAUAACCAGGGUAGUGAAGGGAGUGCCUUUAGACAGGCAGAGUAUACCCUUCCAUCUCUUGAGCUAAGAGAAGAACUUCUGUGGACUGUGAGGAGCAGGCCAAAUUACGCCUCUGCAGCUUGUCACGUGAUUUUACAGUCCUUUGCAAUCAGAUUUUCCUGUAUGGGGAAUAGACACAUUUCUUUUUUCCAGGUGGAUAUAGAAAAGAAAACUAUAUCUGCCAUCAACAAGCACUUAUUUGCUUAGGCCCCAUUCAAGUAGAGUUCUUAGGGAAAUUUUGAGAAAAUAUUUGAUAGCUGCAUGGAAAAUAGGAAUAUUCCUCCUGCACUAAUAAAACUAAAUGUUUCUUAUGCCCAGGCUAAUAAAUCUCAUCCUGUAGCAUAUAUGUUAAUAGUUAAGCGCAGGAGGGCGAGGAUAAUAUUUUCUAGGCAAUGAAAUAAGUCAACAGUUUUCCACGAGGACUGUUUUUGCACCUGUCUCUCCCUUUUUGGCUUUGCCCACAGAUAGUUGACAGAAAUCAGUAAAGUACUGACAUAUAAAUUGGAGAGGCCAAACAAGGUUACAGAAAGUAAUAUAAACAAGAUUACAGAAGAGACAAGACUCCUUAUAAACCUAACUAGACAAAAAUAGGAGUCAGAAAGGUUGAGUCCCCUCUCCUGAUCACAAGUAUGGGAGAAAACUCAUUCAGCAAAGGCAUCAUCUUUUUGUUGUGUCUUUCCCCGAGUCCUUGAGGCACCAGUUGCCACCUGUGGCUGAGACAAGAACACAGGGCUUGGUGGGCACUGGGGCUGGCCAGCAGUGGAGGCCCAGGGGUCUGCCAGCGGAACUUUGACCUCAGGGCAAAGAGAGACACCCCCCUGAAUGCAAUGGUCUCGCACAUGGGCAUUUGCAGGCUCAUGUUGAUGCAGCAGGUCUUGUUGGUGUCACCCAGCUCAACUGCCGUUUUUACCUUAUAUGCACUCCCCCUAGAAUGUUCUCCUCUCUCUUGUCCCCUAUUGGGUCGUGGCUUACUGUAUCACUCUGCCCCUUUUUCCCCCAUAUAAAAACCCUGUGUCCUCAGCCCCAUUUUGUCUCUCUCCCUGGACCCUCUCCACCGCAAUAAACAGCGUCUGGAGUUCCACACAAAGACCUGUCUCUCGCCUCCUUUGUCAGCAGUUUAAGCAAGCACGCUCCGGGCUCUGGGAGUGCAGGUUGCUCAGAGAGGCUAGUUGCAGACACGCCACAACAGCCAGCC